AUGCUGUUAUUAAUGGAGAAGAGUGUGAUAGUCAGUUAUCAAAGCGAUUUGGAGGAAGCCGAAACGAUGCUUCUAGAAGUGCUAAAGAACGUCAACACUGAAACGAAAGUGACAGCUGCAACUCAUUACCACUUCCUUGUAUCCAUGAUUCAUGUACAUCUUUGUGGAUUCUAUCGGCGACAGAACGAGCUUGAAAAAGCAGAAAGUUCUAUCGCCAUAGCUGAGCAAAAUAGCCGAAACUUGAAGUCACGUUAUUUAAAGGCGCUUAUUCUUUAUGAAAUGGCGAGUAAUCAGACAAAGAUAAUCUCUACUCUUUCGAUGACAGCGGGUGGCCGCGAGAAACGUGUGUCUCUUGCAAGAAACUACAUGAAGAAAUGCAUCAGUCUCUCUGCUGAUCUUGAUGGCUGCAAAGUUUACCUAAAAAAACACCAUUUUGGCCUUCUAAAGCUCGCCUUAAUGGCCUUGAACUGUCGCACGGAAACUGCUCGUAGGCAAGAAAUUAGAAUCGAGUGUAUUGGAGAAGGAAAGAAUUGCCUUAAAACUGUUGAGGAGAGAUACAAGGAUGAAAUGAGUCAGGCACAGUUGAUACAAUUUCGUGUGGCGAAAGCUGACUUGCAUUGGAGGCAGAACAACUUGCUGGAUGCAGAAAUGAGUGUCGUUCACGCUCUACAUCUUGCAGAAGAAAAUGGCUUCACUUUGGAAAUAAAUGGGAUUAAGGAAAGACUUGAUGACAUUAAAUCAAGACUUCGUUCAAAGAAAACAACAUGUAUGCAGGCUUUGGAGAUUUCAGAAGAGAAUGCUGACACUGUCAUGCGGGAUUCUCCAUUCUCUUCAGAUAGUGAGAUGGACGUUGAGGAAGGUACUUAG
Messenger RNA from Porites lobata, 867 nucleotides. Lineage: Eukaryota; Metazoa; Cnidaria; Anthozoa; Scleractinia; Poritidae. The record is from the annotation of a GenBank genome assembly.